AAUUUUGUUUGUUUGGGGGUUGGUUUUGGGGGUGGGGAAGUUUAAUUGAUGGCUGGAGAGGCAAGCGGUGGGGGGAGUAUUGAGGUGCCGCCAUGGCUGAAAUCCAUGGCGGUGGCGCCGGAGUACCACCCGACGCCGGCGGAGUUUCGAGAUCCAAUUGCGUACAUUUUCAAAAUUGAGAAAGAGGCUUCCAAGUAUGGUAUUUGCAAAAUAGUCCCCCCUGUGCCUGCUGCUCCGAGGAAGACAGUAGUUGCUAAUUUGAACAGGUCUCUCUUGGCCCGGGCCCCCGACCCUGAUUCCGGGCCGGGCUUCACCACACGGCAGCAGCAGAUCGGGUUUUGUCCGAGGAAGCACCGCCCGGUGCAGAAGCCGGUGUGGCAGAGUGGGGAGAGGUACACCCUAACCGAAUUCGAAACCAAGGCCAAGAAUUUCGAGAAGAAUUAUCUGAGAAAGUAUAGCAAGAAGGGUUUGAGUGCUCUGGAGGUCGAAACCCUUUACUGGAAUGCGACUGUGGAUAAGCCUUUCACUGUGGAGUAUGCCAAUGACAUGCCGGGGUCCGCAUUUGUGGCGGUGAAGGGCGGUGGGGCGUCGAAGAGUGAGGGUGCUGCAGCUACUACUGUGGGGGCGACUGAGUGGAAUAUGAGGAGAGUGUCGAGGGAGAAUUUAUCCUUGUUGAGGUUCAUGAAGGAGGAAAUACCUGGAGUGACGUCGCCCAUGGUUUAUGUUGCAAUGGUGUUUAGCUGGUUUGCUUGGCACGUAGAAGAUCAUGACUUACAUAGCUUGAAUUAUUUGCAUAUGGGUGCAGGGAAGACGUGGUACGGCGUGCCACGUGAAGCUGCUGUGGCUUUUGAAGAAGUGAUCCGCGAGCAUGGAUACGGUCAAGAGAUAAAUCCUCUAGUUACAUUUGCCACACUUGGCGAGAAGACCACCGUCAUGUCUCCUGAAGUGCUUCUUAGCGCAGGGGUUCCUUGCUGCAGGCUUGUUCAAAAUGCUGGGGAGUUUGUUGUCACAUUCCCAAGAGCUUAUCACUCGGGGUUUAGUCAUGGAUUUAACUGUGGAGAGGCUGCUAAUAUUGCUACCCCUGAAUGGCUGAGAUUUGCAAAGGAAGCAGCAAUUCGUAGGGCAGCUACUAAUUGCUCUCCUAUGGUGUCUCACUUCCAGUUGCUAUAUGACCUUGCACUUUCUCUAUGCUCGAGAGUACCAAAGAGCAUUGCUGUGGAACCCCGGAGUUCUCGGUUAAAGGACAGGAAGAAAGGCGGAGGAGAAAUGUUUAUCAAAGAAUCAUUUUUCCUGGACAUGAUGCAAAACAAUGACAUGCUUCAUGUUCUUGGGAAAGGAUCAUCGGUUGUGCUUCUUCCCCAAAAUUCCCUAGAUCGCUCAACCUGUUCCAAUGGUUCGGAUGGACUGCAGCCCAAAACCAAAUCUAGGCUCUUCCCGAGUUUGUGCAGCUCUGAUCUUGAGUUGAAAACCUCUUGCAACAAUGAUUGUGAAGAUUUCAUGUUAGAUAGGAAGCAGGGAAUUAAACAAGCCAGACGAUAUACUGUGAAUAAAAGAACAGUUUCUUCUUUUUGCAGUAGCAGUAGUGAGGUUCCUUCUAUUGUUCCUAAAGUCGAGGCAACAAAUUCUGAAACCAGGAAAGCUUCUCACUGUGAACAGGGACUCUUUUCUUGUGUUACUUGUGGGAUAUUAUGUUUCUCGUGUGUUGCUAUUGUUCAACCAACGGAAGCAGCUGCGCGUUACUUGAGGUCUGCUGACUGCAGUACAUUUAAUGAUUGGGUAGUCGAUGAUAUUGACAAUUAUACCAGCGAGGCAAAGCCUACUAUUGCAGAAAUUGGUUCAGCGCCGGGGAACACACAAAACAGAAUCGGAAGCAUCACGGAUGACGAGAAAGAGCCCUCGUCGCUUGGUCUAUUAGCUUUGGCAUACGGCAAUGCCUCUGAUUCUGAGGAAGAUAAUAAGGAGAUUGAAACUGAUAUUCCUGUCAAAAGCUGUGGAAUUGGUGAUAGUGACGACCCCGGAAAUGGCCCUGCUUGUAAUGAUAUUGAUAUGGAAAACGGAGUGGAUGAAACUUCUUCACCUAUGUCCGAUUCUAAUGCAAAGGGAGUUGAACUUGCUGUGGCAAAAGGGGAGGAGGAAGAUCCGGCAUGCAGCGAAUCUCCGACAAACAAUUGUACUGUGGUUGAGACAGAUUCUUCAACUCAUAAAACCGAAGCAACUCCCGGAACUGGUUUGACAUUUCUGUCAGACGCAAUUCUACCGUUCUCCAAAAUAUCUCAGGAAGAUUCUUUGAGAUUGUUCUCCAAGAGAUCUGAUGAAGAUUCUUCUCGAUUGCACGUCUUCUGUCUGCAGCACGGUAUGCAAGUAGAAAAGCGGCUCAGUCAGAUUGGUGGAGCCCGCGUGUUCCUCGUCUGUCAUCCAGACUAUCCCAAAUUAGAGUCGCAGGCGAAGAAAGUUGGAGAAGAACUGGAGAGCGAUCAUAUCUGGAGUGAAAUUUCAUUUCGGGAAGCCUCUGAGGAGGAUGAGGAAAUUAUUCGACUGGCUUUAGACAGUGAAAAUGCGAUUCACGGCAACGGUGACUGGGCCGUGAAAAUGGGCAUUAACCUAUUCUACAGCGCUAAUCUUAGUCGAUCUCCUCUUUACAGUAAGCAGAUGCAUUAUAACUCCGUUAUAUACAGCGCCUUUGGCCGCAGUUCUCCGACCGACAGCCCUGCAGCGACUAGCGAGCCGGAGUCGAGGGGUUUUGGAAGGCAGAAGAGAAUUGUUGUGGCCGGAAAAUGGUGCGGCAAAGUCUGGAUGUCGAACCAAGUUCAUCCGCUGCUGGUCAGGAAGGAUUCGCAAGAAAAUGAAUGGGAUUUACCGAUUGGGGCGUGGGUCACAUCUGAUUUCAAUCGGGAGAGGCCGUCGGAGUUUAGCCGAGCUGCGCGGAUAGCAUCUGCGAUUUGUCGGACAGCGAGAAAAUUUAAAAAGAAUGCGAAAAGGAGCUCGAAAACAAAGCAAACGAAUAAGUUCUCUCUCGGGCUUUUGGUCAAUAGCAGCCGUAAACAAACCAAGCGAAAGCGCGGCUCUGGAGCGACGAAGAACGUGAAUCCCGAGGCUAAAGAAGACGUAGACGAAUCUUCCGACGAAGUACAAGCAGCGAGCUAUUGCAAGCAAGCUCGGAGCCGACGGGGCACCAAGAGAUUGAAGAACGAGGGCGAGAUCUCCGAGGCAGAAAAUGUCGACGACUCUUCGGACGAAUUCCCGCUUAGCAACACGUGGAAACGUAUCAAGAGUAGAGUCGAGUCGAAAAGCCAACAAAGGAGCAAGAGUCAGUUAAACGAGCACACCGUCAAAGAAGACGAGGGAGACGGAGGGCCGAGCACGCGGCUGCGGAAAAGAAAAGCGAAAACGACCAAAGUUUCGGGAUCCAGAUCGACUAAAUCAAAACCGACACCAAAGCAGCAGCAAAAGGAUACGGAGGCGGCGACGACAAAGAAGAGCCAAGGCAAGGCAACAAAAAUUCCCGGGAACAGCAACAAGGCGAAGAUCAGAGACGAGGAAGGUGAGUACGAAUGCGACAUGGAGGGAUGCACGAUGAGCUUCGAGACAAAGCAGGAGCUCGCGCUGCACAAACAGAAUAUCUGCCUGGUGAAGGACUGUGGUAAACAGUUCUUAUCUCACAAAUAUUUGAUGCAGCACCGACGAGUCCACAUGGAGGAUCGCCCGCUGAAAUGCCCGUGGAAAGGCUGCAAGAUGACGUUCAAGUGGGCGUGGGCGAGAACCGAGCACAUCCGCGUUCACACCGGGGCUCGGCCGUACGUUUGCACCGAGGCCGGGUGCGGGCAGACGUUUCGAUUCGUAUCGGAUUUCAGUCGCCACAAGCGCAAGACGGGCCACUCGCCGAAGAAGAUCAAAGGGAAAUGUGGUAAAAAUGGAAAACGGAAAGCGGUGUAGGUGUAGAGUUAGGUUCGAAUGACGGAUCUGUGUUGAUGGAUGUUGUAGGGUUUGGUUCGGGACCGGAUGAUUGAUUGUGUUUAACGGCGGCGGCGAUGAUGAUGAUUCGUCGAUGUCGAUGUCGAUGUAGGUUAGUCAUUGCUUCAUGUCGGACAGUAAAUUCGAUUCGAUUCGAUCCGAUGGACUGCGAAAAAUUAAAGCAGUGAUUUAACGUGCCACAAUUCGUCGGGACAGCCCCUUGUAGGUGUACUCAGUCUUCUUCUUCAUUCCUCUUCAUUAAUGUUUGGGAACCCAUGUUUUGAGUGCUUUCUUCUUUUUUUCAA
This is a messenger RNA of Andrographis paniculata, 4256 nucleotides long. RefSeq names its product lysine-specific demethylase REF6. Lineage: Eukaryota; Viridiplantae; Streptophyta; Magnoliopsida; Lamiales; Acanthaceae. Gene Ontology annotation, cellular component: nucleus. The transcript has 8 exons. The record is from RefSeq and is a predicted model, not a curated record. Gene Ontology annotation, biological process: chromatin remodeling. Gene Ontology annotation, molecular function: histone H3K4me/H3K4me2/H3K4me3 demethylase activity. Bases 49 to 3933 code for a protein of 1294 amino acids.